AUGGAUAAGCCUUGUGAGGUUAUAUUGUCACCAGAUAAAUCUAAUAUUUUGUAUACCGUCUAUGAAAUAAAAGGCAGUUUACUCAGCAAUGCCAUUUUUCACCAUAUUUUAAAUGAAUUGAGGGUUAAACGCUCAUCUCUAAACAGAAUAUUAAUUUACUGUAAGUGCAAAACAAAUUGUGCUGAACUCUAUCGUUUCUUUUCACUGAAUUUGGGAGAUAAAUUCACUGAACCACCAGGCGCAUCACCUCGUAUACCAGAAUGUUGGUUAGUUGACAUGUUUUUUAAAAGCACAGAAGAAGAAGUAAAAGAUAGUAUAAUAACUAAUUUCUCAAAAUCGUCUCCAUUACGGAUAGUUAUUGCAACUGUAGCUUUCGGCAUGGGAGUAAAUUGCCCUGAUGUUCAUCUAAUACUUCAUUUUAGCCCACCUCAUGACAUAGAAAAUUAUGUACAAGAAGUUGGUAGAGGCAGAAGAGAUGGAGCACAGACAUUUGCCAUUCUUCUUCAUAACAAAAAAUUGCUUAAAGAAAGCUCUGAUUAUAUGACACGUUAUGUUAAUUAUAAGAAGGAAUGUAGGCGAGAUUCUUUGUAUAAAUUUUUUGAUAAAUAUUCCCACUCACAAGAAAAUUAUGGAUGCCCACUGCUGUGA
Messenger RNA from Amphimedon queenslandica, 648 nucleotides. RefSeq names its product mediator of RNA polymerase II transcription subunit 34-like. The transcript has a single exon. Gene Ontology annotation, biological process: double-strand break repair via homologous recombination. Gene Ontology annotation, molecular function: 3'-5' DNA helicase activity; four-way junction helicase activity. Bases 1 to 648 code for a protein of 215 amino acids. The record is from RefSeq and is a predicted model, not a curated record. Lineage: Eukaryota; Metazoa; Porifera; Demospongiae; Haplosclerida; Niphatidae. Gene Ontology annotation, cellular component: chromosome; cytoplasm; nucleus.